AUGUCUCCGGAGCUGCUUUCUUUGCUCCAACAAGCGUUCCGCUCGCCCCGGCGCACCGCCUCUCCCUCCACUCACAUCAUGGCUGAGGCUGCUCCGCCGACCGGGAUGGGGAACCGCCAACUUCCCGAGUGGAUACAGGAAUGGGGCAGUGCGUGGGAUUUCCUCGGCCUCGCCCCAGGCAGUGCCAUGAGUGAGGUCCUCCGCGCCGACAAGCGCACGGCGAUCCGCCUACAUCCGGAUAAAAGCCCACCGGACGAGGUCGAAAUGGCCACUGUGCGCAUGCAGGCCCUGGGGAAUGCCUCCUCAACCCAAGCCUACGGCCGAUGGGGUACCCCCUUCUACGACACCAGCAGCGAGGAGUUUUCCAGUGCGGGCCCGGACACCGUUCUGCCGUCAGUGUGGGCACCACCAGUACUGGGGAGAUGCCUGGUGCAUGAGAUGCGGCUGGGUGAGGCAGCACCGGCGUUGAACGCCGACCUAGCGAACACAAAGGGCCACCCUCGGCAGCAGAAGGGCUCCUCAAAAGGCCCGUAUGGUGACCACCGCCCGGGGACUCUUCUGGAGGCAAAGGGCCUACUGGUGAUGGAGAACCUCCGCGCGGACCUCAGGCCAGUGGAUGUGGGGGAACAGGAGAAGCUCCUUCAGGGCAUGAACCUGGUUCCUCAUCAACGGGCGCUCCGCCCCGAGCCAACCCAUGGGCACGGACUAAGAAGGCACCGCCUCCUCCGCCCCCGAGCUCGAGUGGCCCUGGUCCGGAUGCAGCACAUUUUUUUUUUGGAGGAGAUCGCGGCCUAUGGAACUGCAGCAGAUGCGCCUCCAAAGGAGAAGAUCCCGACCAAGGCGCCACCGCCCUCCACCUUCAACAACACAAUGCGGUGGAUUUGCGGAGGCUGUGGAGAACCGAAUGGCCUCCACCGGAGAGGGCUACACAUUGGAUCUGCCCUGACUGUCAAGAAGAAGCACGGAGAGCUCAUCAACAAUGGCCCCACUCCGGAUGACCUGCUGGUGCACCCGAGGGCGUCCACAGCCCCUGUUGUGCUCAACCGUCGGGACACUGUCGACGGGGGCCCAGGCCCAAGAGGCUCACAGUGGGAAAGCCUCCGCAAAAGCAGGGACGGUGAACCUCAGGCGCCACCGCCCCCUGCCGCUGCAGCCACACCGCAGCCACCACCACCCAUGCCGAUGCCGGAGCCGAAGUCGGUGUAUUUCGCCAAAAAGGGCCUCGGAAAGGGCAAAGGCAUGGGCGCUCCGCCCGAGGGACCGUUGCCCCACACCCCGGCCACCCCGAAGAGCUACGCCCCGGGGGACUUCGCGAACGUUGGCGCACCGCCCCCUACGUCUGGAGGCCUAGCUCCAAAGAAAGCCAGAGGCCCUACAGAGGAGAGUCGCCCCAUGGCGAUUGUGGCACCAAAUGGGGAGGCCUUGUGGUUCACGGUGAGAGACCUGGAUGAAACAACUCCCCGGCUGGUCCUACCUUGGACCAUCUUCCAGCACGUCGUUAUGUGUCGCAGGACCCUGUGCGGGCUGCAGUCAUGGAGCCGUGUGGGAGUUAUUUUUAUCCGGCGUGUUGCUCAAGACAUUCUUCACUGGGCAUGCAGGAUGCAAAUGGCCAACAGUGGUAACCCGUGUUUCAUGGACCUGCAGGAGGCACAUCCGGAACCUCAAGGUGAUCUACCGCCCCUCAGCCCAGCCACGGGAGACCAUCGGCCUCUCUUUACUUUCCAGGAUUUCUUGCGGAACCCCAGCCUUGGGCAGCACUACAGGAGUAACGAAGGGCCACCGCGACCGGGUCGCACCGCCCUUCCCUGCAUCUACGCGGCUCCAAUUCGUCAGCUUCCUCUUGCAGAAUCCUAUGCGGAAGCCGACCGAGCCCAGAAUGUAAUGGGGCGUUGGGCUAUGCAGAUCCUGGGUGACGAACCGGCUGUUCCGCCAGAUGAGGGCGCACCGCCUGCAGACGAAGGGAAGGCUAAGGGUGGUUCCGCCCCAAGCUCAACCUCGAUUGGCAAAGGCAUGGGGAAUACCUUCAAGAGGGCCACUCACUGGUCACUGGUACUGCAAAAGGAGGAAUGUGUGGUGUCCGACGAGGAGGAGGAAGAGGACGACGUGGCCCUCCACGAAGAAGAGCUUGAGGAGGUCGCUCGUCUUGAACGUGAGUGCGCGGAACUGGAGCAAAGGAUGAGAGGCCUUAACGCCGGCCAACAGCGGGCACUCCUGGAGAACCUCGCGAACAGCUCAAGUGCGGUGAUGGGAGGUCUGUUGGCCGACACCAUCAGGCGCACCGCCCAGCUGCGAGGCCAGAAAGGCAAAGGAGGUUCCAGCAACGUCAAGGUGAGAGCCUCCAACGAAACCGCUCGGAACGACCCCAAGUACAUGGAAGACUUGGACGCAGGGGUCUCCAUUGCGGUAGCCUUCCAACGCCAUCGCUCUCGGCUACGUGCAGUGCAACAUCAGGUGGCCCAGGGCAGCGUGGCGCUACAGCCCAGAUCUACCCCCUUGCAAACUGUGAGGGCGCUACCGCCCAUGAUGAGCCUGGGCCGCUCUCACCGCCUGUACCUCCUCAACAGGCUGGAGAGGUUGGAAAGGCAAGGUGUCACAUGGACCCAAGACGAGGUGGGGAAUUGCUAUACCAUGGAGCAAUUCCUGGACUACUUGGAGGCGAGAGUCAAUGCGGAUGCGGAAAGAGCCGAACCUACAACGGCUUCCAAAUCUGCAGGCGCUCCGCCCCCUUCAGGCGUACCGCCUCCCUCGCCCUACAUCGAGCACCUCGACGGGGACCUCCUCUGCACCAUCGGGUACAACCGCGGUGAAGCUGCAGGUGAUACCGCCCCAGCUGGGAACGACUUGCCCGCUGAUGAUUCAGCACGGCGUUCCGCUGUGGAUGGUUUCCACCUCUAA
This is a messenger RNA of Symbiodinium sp. CCMP2592, 2895 nucleotides long. NCBI's taxonomy places the organism in Eukaryota, Dinophyceae, Suessiales, Symbiodiniaceae. The record is from the annotation of a GenBank genome assembly.